UUUUUUGAUAUAAUAAAUUGUUUCGGUGGACUCGUUAUUCAUACAGCGUCGACAAUACUACAGGUGGCUGUCAUCAUCCAUUUGAGACUCAGAGAAGAGCCUUUAAAGAUGCCACGCAGUCCCCUCCCUGAGGAGGGUGGGGUGGACUUUGAGCCUUCCAAACUGCAAAUCAGCCUCCCCUUCGACUCGACUCUGCUGUGGCUAUAAAAGUCCUGAGUGGAUGCUGAUUCUUUAGUCUCAUCUGAGUACUCGCCAACCCCAGGGGACGGAGCUCGGCGGAAGCCCAUCAUGGGGGAUUCAAAGCUCUGGCUUUUGCUGCUUCUCAGCACAACUACCUUAGUUGCUGCCCAAUUUGAUGACCCCCCGACCUGCUUACUUGCCAAAAGAUACAAGACCAUGCACAAGUAUGAAUAUCAAUACGAAGCUGAAUCUCUGAACAGCAUCGAUGGAGGCUCUCUACUCAAGAACGGACCCAAAGCCAUCUGCAAGGUUGAAAUUGAAGUGCCCCAGACGUGCAGUUUCAUCGUCCGCACCACUGGCUGCAGACUGAGUGAGGUCGUUGGCAUGGAUCCAGCUGGAAACCCAGAGUUCAGACCGGCACCCACCUCUGACGUCUUUGCUGCAGAAAUGGAGCGGUAUCCUCUGAAGGUCGUGGUUGAGGGCAGGUACAAUGUGAAGCUGUACCCUGAGGAGGGUGAGACCAGCACCAUCCUGAACGUCAAGAGAGGAAUCCUGUCAGCCCUGGCUGUGCCUCUGAUCGAGGAAGACCAGAACAGCAUGAUGCCAACGAUCCACGGGAUGUGCCAGACCUCGUUCAUUGUCAACAGCAGACAGAACAUCGCCACUGAUGUCAGCCUGACCAGAGAUCUGUCCAGAUGUGACAAGUUUGUCCCCAUCAGAGACCACAGCAGCUCCCUGGCUCUCAUCUCUGGCCUGCAUUACCCUCUGGCCCAGCUGAUCAGCAGCUCCCAGACUUGCAACUACAAGUUUGACAAUGACAGGAAGCACAUGACCUCCACCGCCUGCACUGAAACUCACGUCCUCCUGCCCUUCUCUAACAAAGGCAAAUCUGGCGUCACAAGUGUUGGAAAGCAGCUGCUGACUCUGGUCCAGGUUUCUUCUCACAACGACAGAGUGUUUGACCACACCGACAUCGUCAAGGGUCUUCACAUGGAAGCCGUCACUGACAAGUUUGCAGUCCAGGACAAGAACCUUGUUCUCUUCGUCUUGAGGGAACUGGCUUCUCUGCCAGAGACGGAGGGCGAGAGGAGAGCCCACCUCUUCUUCAAGCUGGUCACCGUGCUGCGCGGAAUGACAGAGGAGACCCUGAUCCUCAUCCUCCCUGAAGCACAGCGAGUGUCUUCUUCCCUGACCUACCAGGCUUUGGCCCAGUGUGGAACUCCUGCCUGCAACAGCGCCAUCUUGGAGAUCUUCAAGUCCUUCGACGAGGCUUCAGUCCAGGUCGACGCUGCUGUCUUUGCUCUGGGACUCGUGUCCAACCCGUCACCCCUCCUGAUCCACGGCAUGUUGGAGAUGGCUAAAAUAAAACCCAGCAGGCCGGUCAUGUACGCGCUGAGCAAUGUGGUCAAGAGGUUUUACAAAGCUGAAGAAAAAUUGAUCCCUGAGAUUCACGCUGUUGCCAACUUCAUGGCCGCUCAGCUGGGAGACUGUACUGGUGAGGAGGAGAAGACCUUCUUGACCUUGAGGGUGGUUGGAAACAUGGCCCCUGCUGUUAUGAUUGCUGGUCCUGCUCUCAGAAUGAGAGUGAUCCAGUGUAUGAACCAGGCUGCAGCUUCAGCCUCCGUCCAGCAGGCCGCCAUCCAGGUUUUCAGACUGACCCCAGCCCCAAGAGAGGCCACAGAGGUCCUGAUGAGGGUGGUGAUGGACAGAGCCGCCAACGUGCAGAAGCGCGUGGCCGCCUACCUGGUGCUGAUGAAGAACCCUGAGGCCAGACAGCUUGUCAUGCUGACCAACGCUCUGAAGAGUGGAGAGAACAACCAGUUCAAGAGCUUCGUUGUCUCCCACAUGACCAACAUCAUGUCCUCCACGGAGCCUGAGACCAAGGAACUGAGAAUGAAGAUCCGUGAUGCAGUGCAGGGUAAUGAGAUCGGACCCAUCAUGGCCGCCACCAAAUUCUCCCGCAACUACAGGAUGGGAUCUAUUGAGGGCAACAUGAUCUUCGAGGGCUCCAGCUACCUUCCCAAGGAGGUCAUGCUGGAGAUGACCCUGAAGGCCUUUGGCUUCGACGUUGACAUGAUGGAGAUCGGCAUGGAGGGCACUGGACUGGAACCAACCGUCGACGCUCUCUUUGGGAAGGACGGAUUCUUCCCCAGCUCCGUCUUGAGGACCAUGUACUUUGUCUCUGACAGUGUUCCACUCAAAGUCAAGGAGGUCAUGUACGACAUGAUGCCUGCUCUGAAGAGGGAGAGCAUGAAGAGAAAGGCAUCCCAGGGCUUCAUCAAAGAAAUCGGUCGCAACCUGAACAAACUGAUGAGGGACCUGAAGAACUCCGAGUCCCCUGAGGCCACGGUUUACAUGAAGCUUCUGGGAAACGAAAUGGGAUACAUGAAGACUAAAGACAUCCAGCACAUUGUCAACUCUGCUUCCAUAAUGGCCGACCGAAUGUUCAAGAUGUUCCCCGCUGAGAUCAUGAAGGAUAUCAUGGCCAGGGACGACAACACCUUCUUCGCUCACUACUUGUUCAUGGACAACCAGUUCUUCCUGCCCACGGUCACUGGUUUUCCUCUGAAGGUUGUCCUGUCUGGUACCUUUGCUCCUGGUGUCAAGGGUGGACUGAAGAUGAACCGUGGCAUGAACGAGUUCGCCUUCAUGCCCUCUGCCAACGUGGAGUUUGUGACUAGGAUGGGCGCCAUCAUCCCAGAGUUUGUCAACAGUGGAAUGGAAAUGCACACCAACAUGUUCCACGAGAGCGGACUUAAGGCUAAGAUCAGCAUGGGACGCGAGGAGAUCAAGAUGACCAUUCCCGCUCUCAGUGCCCCCACCAAGAUCUUGAAAGUGACAAACACCCUGGUUUCCGUGACCAGCUUGGAAGUGAAAGCCGUUCCCCCUAUGGUGAUGGGGAAAGUGGAGGUCAACAAGUGCACGCCCUUCUUUACUGGAAUGAGAUAUUGCUCAGUGCUGCAGUACUCCGACCUCUCUGAGGGCAACACACCUUACUCCCCCUUCAUCGGUGACAGCAAGUUUGCUGUGGAGCUCCAUCCCACUGGUGAAGUCACAGAGUACACCGCCUCACUGGUCCACGAGGUCUUCACGGAAGGAAAUGAUGGCAAAGAGAACGUUGAAAGCCUGAAGUUUGUCGUGAGAUCGGAUGGAGCAGAGCCCACUGAAGCCAGUGCCGUCUUGAAGUACAACAUGAAGAGGAACACGGUCACAGCUGACGUGCGGAUCCCCGACUUUGACUUUGAUGCAGGACUGAGGCUUGGUGUUGUCAAUGGAAACACUAGAGGCAGAGGAACCCACUCCAUCCACCUGGAUUUCAUCAACAAGAACAUCCCUGUGGUCUCUCUCAUUGGACGUGUCAGCAUGGAGGCCAUGAAGAAGGGAAUGCUGCAGGUGCAACUCCUCGCCCCGACUUUAGCAACGGAUGCUAGCGUGACAGCCACAGUGAUGCACGCUGAGGACACUGAGAUGGAGCUCAGGAGUGAAGUGAAGUUCCUGAACACCAUGUCCAACCAGAAGAUCAUCAUGAAAUACGACUCCGAGAAAGUUGGUGUAGAGUUCAAGUCUGACAUGAAUGCUGACACCAACAUGUUGCCCAUCAGUGACCUUCUGAUGGUAUACGGCAACAAACUGCUGGAUACACAAGUGGGUCGGACCGACAUAAAAGUCCGCCACAUCUUCAAGAAAUUCGGAGAGGCUGCUAACAACUACAUGGAGAAGUAUGGUGCUGAGAUGCCUUACAUCCAGAACUUGAGAGUUCCUGAGAUGCCCGAGAUCUCCAUCCCAGAGAUGCUCUUCAUGAAUGUCGAGUCCAAAGCUGUCUACUACUUCAACAAUGAGCGCUUUAACAUCAUGAUCCCCAUACCUGUUGGAGGAAAGUCAACCAGUGACCUCAACUUCCCACCAGUGCUGUCGACACCCCACGUGUCUGUCCCUCAGCUGGGACUGGAGAUCGUCUCCAUGGAGAUUCCAAUCCCACAGAUGGUGAUCCCACCCAGAAUCAAUUUGGCGAUCCCCCUCUUUGGCAAGGCUGAAGUUUCAACCAUGAUGAAGAGCAACAUGUACGACAUGGAGGCCUCCUUGGCUUUCGGCAAAGACGUCGUGGAAACACCCAGUUACUCAGCAAAGGUUGAAAUGAAGGGAACCUCUCCUCUGGAAGUCCUCGGAUUCAAAAUCGAAGGCUCUGGAAUGCUGGCCACAAAAGAUGCAAUCAAGGCGCAGCUGGCCGGCUCUUUGGUGCACAAGUUUAUCGAGGCCAGGGUCUCGCUUGCCGAGGAUUUGACCUUUGACGACAAAAUGAACCUGAAAUCCACCGGUAAAAUUGAAGCAACAAGUCCUUUCGGCCUAAACUUUGGCCUUGAUCACACCGGCAUGGCUCAGAUGAACUCCCAGCUGAUCUCUGGUGAAAGCAACUUUGACGGAAGACUCAACGCUGGCCCAAUUGUUGGCAAGACCAUCUCAGUCCAGACCGUUAGAAUCAUCCCAUCCAAGCUGGAGGCCAGGAUUGAGUCCACGUUUGAGCUGGAUUCCAACAUUGUUAAGGCUAAAAACAGAAUUGGAGCUGCCCUGGUCAACGGUGAGCUCUUACUUGUGUCCAACACUGAUGCCUUUGAAAACAAUCUGAGACAUGUGGCAGAGCUUUCCUUCAAGGAAAACAAACUGGCGCUCAGACAUGCAGUAACAGCCAUUGCCCUUGGUACGACGCUCCGCAACCAGGCUGAGACCACUGUUGGAGCUGGUGAAGUUCUCUUGAAGAUUGAGACCAAUGCGGCGCGCGCUGAAAACCUAGUUAACUAUCUUUUGAUGGGCUCUCUCAACGCCGAAGGCUUUGGUCUGAGGAGCGAAGGAUCUGCGAAGAUGAUGGAGAACGAGGUGACUCACAAAGCCAUUCUGACAAUGAACAAGGAUGGCAUCACCACCAGUGGAAGCACCAUCCUUCACAGCCCUGUGUCCUUCGAGAACACCUUCAACGCUGUGCUUGACAUGUCGAAGGCUGCUGUGUCCAUCUCCAACAACGCUGCCAUGAGGAGCCUGAAGUUCACUAAUGCCAACAGUCUUACUGUCACUCCCGCUAGCCUGAACUUCAUCUCUAAAGCUGAAACCGCCGGCAGCGAGUAUGCAUCUUACGGCCAUGACAUCACCUUUGACAUCAAACCAUACACCGCAGCUGCACAGAUCAGUAACAACAUCAAGCUUCUGAGUGCUGAAUUUGUGAAUGAUGCUAGGCUCCUGGCAGAGCUUUACAAGUUGGAGUUCACCGGAAGUAUGAAGGCCUUCCACGGGCAACAGGAGAUCAAACAUAUCUAUCAGGUUAGCUACAAGGAUAGGACUGCCAUCGUGAAGGGCAUUACGACGGGAAUGCUGUUCGGCAACCAGAUGACCCACAACACAGAGCUGGAAAUUGUCGGUCUGGCGGCAAAGUUCACCAACGAAGCCCGCAUCAGUUCACAGCCAAUCCGCUAUGACCACAGCAUCCGCUGCAGCGUCAUUCCUUUCGACUUCAACCUCGAUGCCCUCUUUAACGCCGACGGAGACGUGGCACUGUACGGGAAGCACAGCGCUCAGCUCUACGGCAGGUUCCUGAUGAGAGCCCAACCCCUGGCUUUUGGUAGCUCACACGAAUACAGGGCAUCGAUGGCACACAAGCUCGAGAACGGCAUUUCCAUCGAGAACACCUUUGAUAACAAGAUGGACACUGUUCUUUCCGUUGAGGAACAGAAGACCAGUCUCAGGAUGAAGUCAAAAAUCAACGAGCAUGCCUUCGAUCAAGAGAUGAGCAUUUACAACACGGCUGAGAGAAUCGGCAUGGAGCUCUCUUCAAUGGUGAUGACCAACCUUGUCAAUCCACACUCCACCGACAACCAGGAGUUCUCCUUCUCUGGCUUCCUCAAGUAUGACAAGACAACCAACUGUCACAUGAUUCAUCUCCCUCUGAUGGAGCACGUUCCUCUCAUCCUGGAAAACCUGAAGGAGGUUAUUGUGAGUUUUGCUGAGGCUCUGCAAAAGUACAUCAACGAUCAGGAGGUUCAGGCCAAACUUGAAAUGAUGACCAGGCACAUGAUUGAAUUUGUAACUGGAAUGGAUCUUGAAGGCAAAGCCAUCAAGAUGAAGGAAUACUUAGAUGAUCUGACUAAAGAAUACGCGUUCACCAUGGAGGAUGUGGAUUUCGCUCUGAGAAACCUGAAGAUUACUUUCGAGAGGGUCAUGGUCAAUUUUAGCGAUCUCGCCAAGAGAUUCCUUAGCAUGAUGAGGGAAGUUACCGAUCGCAUCAAGCUGCCCGAAGUGGUCGUUCAGAAGAUCCAAAUGGUAAUUGAAUAUCUCAACGAGGAGUUUGAUAUCAAGGAAUCAGUCAAGCAUGCUCUUGUCUCUUUAAGAGAUAUGAUUGAUCGCAUUGACCUGGACAAACUGAAGGGUGGCAGCCUCGCCUUCAUCUGUGACAUUGACAACCACUUCCGUAUUAGAGCUUUGCUCAAGUCCAAUUUGGAUUUCUUCAUACGCGAAGUUGACCGUUUCGAUCUGGUCAAAUUUUGUUCUGACGCUAAACGAACCUGGGACGAUUUUUGGUAUCACCUGUGGUAUUCGGUGGUGACCAAAGGCAUAGAACAAACCAUCCUCGAUACAUGGAAUUCUGGAAUUGAUCUGAUUCGAAAAUGGAUCAAGAUCUUUAACGUGGUGGAGAAGAUCAACGCAGUCCUUGCCAAGAGCAAAGAAAUGCUUGUAAAACUCGGGAUAGAGAAACAGAUUCUUCACGUCGUGGACAGAAUCAUCGUGCUUGUCAAACAAUUCGAUGAAAUGCUCAACUCUGCAUUGAAGACAGUGAAGGACGCUGACAUCCCAGCCAAGGUCACCCGUGUCACCGAGGACGUCAUCGCCUACGUCAAACACACAGACGCCAAAGAGAUGAUUCGGCAACUCAGUGGAUUGAUUGAAACCAUUCUGCAUCGUCUGAAGUCGAUGAAGUACAAGGACCUGGUGGCGUUUGUCAAUUUCAGUCUGUAUGAUGUCACCGAUACCGUCAACAGGAUGAUCACCACACUCGAAAUUCCCCAGAAAGUGGAAGCAGCUAAAGAGUUAGUCAACGCUUUCCUGGUCUCAUUGAAGGCAUUUGUGGAUAAAUUGGGCGAAAUCAAAGUAUCUGAAGUGGUAAAAUCAGUUAAAGAAAUGGUGGACUUUGUCGUGUUUGACAGCCUGAAGGCCUCCCUGGAGCACGUGAAAAUGGUGGUUGAAGACCUGAAGAUCAAAGACACAAUUGAUUUUUACCUAAGUUUUGCAAGCAAAGAAUACAGAUUCUUCAUAAAAGCAGUCACCACAGUGCUGAACAAAAUCGUCAUGGUGGUGUCUGAUACAUUCCCCGAUCAGAAGUUUACUGAACAGAUCAAGGGGAUGGUUGAAGCCAUCAUUGUAGAACUGAGGGCAUCUGAAGUGACCAUUCCAUCCUUCAUCGUUCCAUUCACUGACCUUGUUGUACCAUCCGUGAAGAUCAGGCUGGCUGCUCUGGACAAGGUCAACAUCCCGACUGAGCUGGACAUCCCAGAGUUUAAAAUCCUCGGCAAGUACACGGUGAAGGCCACCAAGAUUUCCUUUGACAAGAUCAAGGAGAUAAUCAUCGAACUCAUCGACUACUUCAUGAGCCUGGACAUGAGUUUUGUCGACGUGGAUGCUUUCUUCGGAGACCUGCGGAUGAGCUACCUCCCUUACAUGCCUGAGAUUAGGAUCCCAGAGUUCCAUUUUAGUCAGAUCCCAAUCCCUCAGAUCCCGCCAUACUCAACAGAACAGCUGGUCAAGUCUCUUCAAAUCCCAGAAAUCCAGUUUCCAGUCAUCCCAACUGACAUUUCAGUCCCCUGCUUUGGAAAACUCUAUGGUGAGAUGAGAUUUAACACUCCCGUCUAUGCCAUCAAGACUUCCGCAGAGUUCCUGAAUUCCACUGAAAGUGCAUUGACCCCUAAAUUUACUGGAUCCUUCUCCUCCCAGGGCACAUCACCAUCUUAUGAGAUUCUCAAUUACAAAUUUGAUGCAAGUGCCCACGUUGCAAUGCCCAAGAGGAGCCGUGUUGUUCUGACAGAGAACGUAAGAAUCAAGAACGUUGCUUUCGGAGUUGAGCACCAGGCAUCUCUCUCUCUGUACGGCUUGUCUGCCCAGGGCCAGGCCAAGACCACGAUGAAGGUCACCACCGAACCUUACAAAGCUAAUGUACUGAACACAGCCUUUAUUGCUAUGGAGGAAGGCAUGUCUGCGUCUCUCGACACAACUUACAACCAUGUCGUGGAAAUCCCAAGUCGCAACAUCAAAAAUGAAGCUGUUGCUACUCAGAAGGUGAUCGCCCGCCAAAACGGCUUCACUCUCUCCGUAACCGUGGACAACAUUGGCAAAAGCAAGUUUGACACUGCAACUGCAAACCAUAAGAGCAACCUUCAGGUUUCACUCAAUCCUAAACUGAUGACACUUGACUUCACUGGUGACACCGAUUCUCCUGUCUUCAAAAUGAGGCAACAAGUAACAGCUGAGUCCCACCCACUGUCUCACCUCAGGUUCAGCAUUCGCUCUCAGGACGAGUCGCCGAUGAAGAACACCAUGAUCGUGUCAUCUGGCAUCAUCAGCUUGCAUGACAUAAAAGCUGAGAUGAAGGUGGACCACAACACCGAGCUGUUCGGAUCAGUCAACGGAGUCAUUACUAACGGAUUCAACCUUUUGGCUCGACCCUUUGAGGUCCUCCUUGAAGCCCAAAACAGAGGAAAGCUCAAUGUGUUUGAGAAGGUGACCGCCAAGAUCGAGCUGCAGAAUGACUACUCAGUCUUCCUCAGACCGGCCAACCAACUCAUUAACACUGUGGCCCUGGCUCGUCUCAACCAGUACAAAAUGGUGUCCAACCUCACUGUGCUGAACGACAGAGAAGAAGCAGGUGUUGUCCUCGCUAUGGACGGUGAUGCCAACCUUGAUUUCCUGAAGUACCCCAUCACCAUUCCUGAGUUCGAAGUGCCUUUCCUGGGCGUCCGUACCCCGGAGUUGACUGAUGUUGACUUGUAUGAGCAGACUGGCCUGAAGAACAUCCUGGUUACAACCGAACAGAACAUCAAUCUCAACGCUAAAGUCGUCUACCAGAAGAUGCCUGCUGCUCCAAGAGUUGACGUGAUGGGUCUGAUGACGGUUCCUCCCUUGGGUAACCUGAUCACCGAGCUGACCUUCAAGUCUGCCGUCCUCAAUCUGAAUCUCAACGCCGGUCUCUUCACCGAGGAGGAUCUUGUAUUCCGUCUGGCGGCCAUCACUGCGUCUGAGUUUGAGAGCCUGAGAGCAAAACUUGACGGAACUGCUAGCCUGACCUUGAGGAGCGGAAUGAAGUUGGCCAACUCCAUGUCUCUGGUAAAUCCCCACAUCGAAGGCACCCACGACUGUGCCAUCACUCUGUCUGCUGAAACUCUUGAGACGGCCGUCACGGUUGCAACUGUCGCCAAGGUCACCUUGCCUGUGUUCAACUUGGAUGUUGCUCAGAAUCUGGUUGCCAGCACUAAAACCAAAGAGCAUGUUGUUUCCACUUUGAGGAUAAAGAGCACUUACAACAUCCCAAUGAUGAAAGCUGUUGGAAACGCAAAUGCUGAUCACAGUCUGAAGCUGGAGGGAACCUUGUCGGACGUAUCUGUGGAGGCCAUCACCAGAACUAACGUGGAAGGCACACUUCUCGAGGGCUUUCUCAACCUGGAAGUCCUAAAUGAGGCCAAUGUUUUCUUAAACCACGCCGGCCUGCGUUCCACCUCCAAGCUCAUCGGCAAAACCAAGCUCCACCACGCCACCAAGACCAUCUUCAACAUGGACGUCGAUGAGAACCUCUCGGUGGAAGCCUCCCUAAGCAGGGUGUUUGCAGCGCUGACGUACAACGGCGUCAAUGAGGUCGACAUGUUCAGCUUCACCACUAAAGGGAAGCACAUGGCCAAGGCAACACUGGAUCUGGCCCCCAUCUCAUCCAUGACUGCCAACAUUGAGAUCGACGUGGCCCAGCCGAGCAGCGCGGGAGACUUCUCCAUCUACGACAAGACAGCUGCCGAAGUGACGGCCACCAGGCAGAAGAUCGACACCAACACCAAGCUCAUGACACCCGUGUACAGCACAAUCAUCGAUGCCGUCAUCGAUGGAAGCGCCCCCGUCUUCACAGUCGCCCUCAAAUCCUCCGCCAAAAGCGUCAUGGUGUUCCUGGACUACGACAUGUCCGCCUCCUCCACCACCAACUUUGAGAACGCAGCCAUGAACAUGGUCAACAAGUUCCUCCUGACUCACACCGACAUGAAAGUGGACCUGACAAACAUCAUCAACCAGGCUCUGUGGACUCCGACUGACGGAAGCUACACUCUGAAUGCCGACAUCACAAGUCCCACCUUCACUGACAUGAACCUGCGUUGCGUCGCUCGCCGUGAAGUCGUCAGCGCUUCAGUUUCCAUCCCCUCCGUCGGGUUCUUGGGUCUCCAGUUCAACGGCAGAGUUCCCUCUCAGAUGAGUGCCAGAAUCUACGGCCGUUAUCCAUCUGCCCCGGAGGUCGACGUUGACAUCUUGGUCAUCAGAGCUGUUCCAAAAGACAGCGACAAACUGAGCCUUCAGAUUGUGUACGACACAGAAGCCCCGAUAACCAUGGUCUCCGAACUCAGGAUGAGACUCCCAUCCAUCAUGGCUUCAUUCAGCAAGUUCGCUGACAAGUACCAGAUCACAAAGACCGUCACGGAGUUGUGGUCCAUGGUUGAGAGACGCGUCCUUGAGGCCUACGAUGCUGCCAUUCACUACGACAUGAGCCUGAGCCAGCUGUCAAUCUUCUUUAGGAACACCGUGGUCCAGUACCAGAAGAGCGUUGAGGUCUUGCUGGAGGCUGUAGUUAAGUUCCUGAGAGAGGCGCAGUUUAAGAUUCCCGGCACUGACAGGUUGACCACUCUCCCCGAGGUGUUUAGGGAGGUCACCAGCAGCUUCGCCAGCAUGCUAGACAGAGUCAUCCGCACCCUCUAUGAGUUCACCGAGGUCCACUUCAACAUGUUCGUGGAGAAGUUCAGCCAGCUGAAAUUUAAAAUGCCUCUGGGCGACGCCGUCACCGGAGCUCAGAUCGUGGAGAGGGUGAAGACAGACGCCAAGGUCAUCUACGCAGAAGUUCAGGACAUUGUGAGGAACAUGGAGAGUCUUGACACCAUGGUGGCAAAGAUCAGCGAGACCUUCAAAGCCCUCGUGGUUAAGACGCAGGACUUUGUCGAUUCCAUCAGGUCCGACUAUUUAGACGAUGUCCUGGUCAAGGUCAACGAAUUGUACCGCCGAUUCCUGACUCUCGUGAAGGAAGGCGUGGAUGAAAUCUCCAGACUAAACGUGCAGGACAUCAGACACUAUAUAGAUGAGGGCAUUAGAAAGUUGGUUGCUUUCAGUGACUGGGUCUACAACAUGAUUUACAAUUAUAUGCACAGAGCAUCGGAGGAGCUGAAGCCCUACCUGAAUGUCAGUGAUGGAAGGUUUGAGUUCGACAUUGCGUUUCCCUUCCAGCAGUGAGGAGCCCUCGCACACGGAGCCAAACACGACCACCUGUUUGGAAGGUGAAUGAACAUUUCUCUCUGCCGCAACAUUUUUCACCUUGUUGCUAAGCUCGUAUUCGAGAGCUGUACCUGUAAUAUUUUUCUCUGAGACCAAUAAAAUAACAUUUAAACUA
Molecule: messenger RNA, 11842 nt
Organism: Synchiropus splendidus (mandarinfish)
Lineage: Eukaryota; Metazoa; Chordata; Actinopteri; Syngnathiformes; Callionymidae
Gene: apobb.1
Product: apolipoprotein Bb, tandem duplicate 1
Exons: 31
Coding region: 289-11685 (3798 amino acids)
Biological process (GO): cholesterol homeostasis; lipoprotein transport; cholesterol transport
Cellular component (GO): very-low-density lipoprotein particle; mature chylomicron; low-density lipoprotein particle
Molecular function (GO): low-density lipoprotein particle receptor binding; cholesterol transfer activity
Source: RefSeq, a predicted model, not a curated record